AUCAGUGUCGUGAAAAGGCACGUGUAGCAAGUUACCGUCAAUGUGUACACAAGCUAUUGCUGUGCUGGAUGCAUGCUUGCCAGAGUCAAAAUGUCAGCUAUUAAGUACAACUUGGUAUGAUUUAUGAUGAAUGAUAACAAUAGAAGAUAUGUGCCUCCCAUAUACUGGAUAACUCACACGUGACGGCUGAAGCAAGGGUCAACAUAAAAGCAGGAUGUUUGUUUUGGUUGAGAUGGUCGAUACUGUGAGGAUUCCUCCAUGGAACUUCCAGAGGCAGCUCAAUGAAGCUGUCACAGAAGAACUGAAUAAAAAACUGGCGAACAAGGUGGUUUAUAAUGUAGGACUGUGCAUCUGUCUGUAUGACAUCGUUAAAUUGGAGGACUCCUAUAUUUUCCCUGGUGAUGGUGCCUCUCACACAAAAGUCCAUUUCAGGUAUGUGGUGUUCCACCCCUUUUUGGAUGAGAUCCUCGUGGGGAAGAUCAAGUACUGUAGCCAAGAGGGAGUACAUGUCAGCCUGGGAUUUUUUGACGACAUAGUAAUCCCUCCAGAAUCUUUGCAACAACCUGCUAAAUUCGACGAGGCAGAGCAGGUGUGGGUGUGGGAGUACGAGACGGACGAGGGUGCCCACGACCUCUACAUGGACCAGGGCGAGGAGAUCCGCUUCCGGGUGGCGGAUGAGGUCUUCCUGGACACCUCACCCACAGGGCCCAGCAAGGCUGCGGAGCCGCCAGCAGCACCGGGAGCAGGACCGGCGUCUGCAGCGCCUCCUCCAGAGCCCGAACAGAAGAAGGAGGCCCCCUACACGCUGGUGGGCUCUGUCAGUGAACCAGGCUUGGGACUUCUGUCAUGGUGGAACAACUAGUUAUUGGAAGCAAGGUCACAGUGACUUGAUGACCACCCACCCACAUAAACUCAACGGACUCUAUCUGCCACCGCCAUUACAGCAGUCAAAAGUCUGCAAGGGAUAUACAGGAAUAGAAGGAAUUAUGGAGGAUAGUGUUAAUGGAUUUCUUAAUGUGUAGUCAGAAAAGAAACGUGUGUUCCCGGUCCUCAGAUUACCAGACUCUUUUUGAAUUCCUUUUUGAACAAGCUCUUGUUUCUGGAAAAAAAACGUAUUUAUAUCUGAAUCUUUGAAAAAGGGCCAAUUAUUGUUUUCCCAUUACUCUCGUCUCUCUGGUUUUGUUUUUUUUCAUGCUGUAUGAGGUGUGUGUUUUUUUUUGGCCCAGCAAUUGUGUAAUAAAUUUGAUUAAUUAUGUACAGA
This is a messenger RNA of Engraulis encrasicolus (European anchovy), 1261 nucleotides long. It is a transcript of the gene polr3h, whose product is annotated as polymerase (RNA) III (DNA directed) polypeptide H. The record is from RefSeq and is a predicted model, not a curated record. NCBI's taxonomy places the organism in Eukaryota, Metazoa, Chordata, Actinopteri, Clupeiformes, Engraulidae. Gene Ontology annotation, cellular component: RNA polymerase III complex. Gene Ontology annotation, molecular function: DNA binding; DNA-directed RNA polymerase activity. Gene Ontology annotation, biological process: DNA-templated transcription; transcription initiation at RNA polymerase III promoter. Bases 215 to 862 code for a protein of 215 amino acids. The transcript is spliced from 7 exons.